Penicillium mononematosum is the source of this 609-nucleotide messenger RNA. RefSeq lists its product as uncharacterized. The transcript has 3 exons. The record is from RefSeq and is a predicted model, not a curated record. Bases 1 to 609 code for a protein of 202 amino acids. Lineage: Eukaryota; Fungi; Ascomycota; Eurotiomycetes; Eurotiales; Aspergillaceae.
AUGAAGGCUUCUACAGUUCUCGGUCUCUUUGUUGCCUAUGCAGCUACUGCUAGUGCGAUUCCAGUCAAACAAAGAAACCAUCAAGUUGAGAUCACCUUCAUUGGCGCUGCCGAUGCCCAAUUCACUCAAAACAUCCCUACUGACGGGUCCGUGGUCUCUAUUGAAAAUCCAUUGAGUGUCUCGCACAUUUCAUCCAACACUGCCGGGGUCCAGUGUACCUUUAAUGGUAUUGAUCAUAGCGUGACAGUUGUCAAUGGAGUCCAAUGGGUCGAUGUUGGCCCCCCGCAGACCCAGGUAACUGGAUCUUGCCAGGUGCAGGGAUCGGGUUCAUCCCCUACGCCCCCUUCCACCCCUUCCACCGAUCCUACCGGAGAUAAUGUGCAUGUCACUUUCAUGGGAGCUGCCGAUGCUCAGUUUACCCAAAGUUUCCCAUCCAACGGUGAAUGGAUUGAAAUUGUGAACCCGCUGAGCAUCUCCCACAUUCAAACCAACACUGAGGGCGUUACUUGCGUUUUCAACGGCAUCGAUCACAGUGUAACUACUGUCGUCGGUACCCAGUUGGUCGAUGUCGGACCCCCGCAAACUCAGGUCUCGGGUUCUUGUGCAUGA